Messenger RNA from Linum tenue, 144 nucleotides. NCBI's taxonomy places the organism in Eukaryota, Viridiplantae, Streptophyta, Magnoliopsida, Malpighiales, Linaceae. The record is from the annotation of a GenBank genome assembly.
AUGCGAUGGCGGAGAGCUGUCAGCAUCGUCAAAAACCCCCGCCGGCGAUUCCGGUGCGUCGCCGAUCUCGCCAAGCGCGCUGAGGCCGAACGCAGGAAGCGAAGCAUCCAGGUCCCUCUUUCUUCUCCCCCCUUUUUCUAUUGA